GGAUUAUCUCUUAGAAAUCAUUCAUUUUACUCCUUAGAUAUUUCUGAAUGUUCUUAUUUGAGUGAUAUAGCUCUUCAACAAAUGCGUCAAAAUAAUAUUCGUUGGUUGAACUUGGAUUGGUGUUGGAAUGUAAAGGAAAAUAGCAUUCACACAAUACUCACCUCAUGCCCAAAUAUUCAAGAAUUAAUGGUAACUGGAUGUAAUGAAAUAACUUGUGAAUCGAUAAUUGGUAGAAAAUUUCAGAAUCUGAAAGUUCUAAAUCUUUGGAGUUGUAGAGCUGUUGAACCUGCCACUCUUAAAGCGAUCAGUGAACUUAAUAAGAAUGUCUAUAUAAUUGAUUAUUAUGGUGAGGUUUAUAAAGAUGGAAAGAAAAUUGGCUUUAAGGAUGAAGUGUAUGUUGUUGGUGAAGAUGUUGAAUGGAUGGUUGGGGGUAGGGAACGAAGGUGUGGUGGUUUAUUGAGU
Molecule: messenger RNA, 462 nt
Organism: Racocetra persica
Lineage: Eukaryota; Fungi; Glomeromycota; Glomeromycetes; Diversisporales; Gigasporaceae
Source: the annotation of a GenBank genome assembly